AUGCACCUGACGCGCCCACGUACCGCCUCUGCCUCUGCCUCCACCACCUCCGCCGCCUCCUCCUCCUGCUCCUCCUGCUCCUCCUCCUGCUCCUCCUGCUCCUGCUCUUUUCCUUUCACUUCUCGCAGGUCGUUGAGACGCGGUCUCUUGUGUGGGCACUCGUUGCUAGCAGAGGAGAUCGAGAACGUGUGGCAUCUCCCAGACUUCGAGCGCUACCGACCCAAGACAGACACCAAGCUCCUCAUCGUUGCUUCUCACUAUGAGGCCUCUUCAAAGAAGCAAGAGUUUCUCGGUCGGGCAACUGAGUUCGACGCUUCGUCUCACUGCUGGCCGCCGCUGCUAGGAGGAGCCAGCGUGUCGGGAGCCUCGUCCACAGACUUCGAGCUGGUGGACGAGAGGCUUGCGAGCUCAGACGAGGAGUACGAGAUG
Molecule: messenger RNA, 429 nt
Organism: Guillardia theta CCMP2712
Lineage: Eukaryota; Cryptophyceae; Pyrenomonadales; Geminigeraceae
Exons: 1
Source: RefSeq, a predicted model, not a curated record